AUGGCAAACCCUAAAGAAAAAGACCCUGUGGACAUAGUUCACCAGAAUGUUAUUCAUGUCGAGACAAUAAUGAAGGAGCUGAGACACCAGAAGCUUUACACUGAGUUUAACAUUAACCCAGUAGUACAUUUUUUCAUUCUGACUGACAAGCCAAUGUCCAACAUCACCUACAGAAAAGAAGAGGAGGACCGUAAGUAUUUCCACCACAUUGUCUCAGAUCGCAGUGACAGAAGAUUACAUUUUCCGUGGCACAACUCUGAAAUCACUAAAUACAUGGACGCUGCAUGGCGGUUGAAGGAGCAGACACAAAAUUUGGAAUGA
Messenger RNA from Sinocyclocheilus grahami, 321 nucleotides. RefSeq names its product protein FAM183A-like. NCBI's taxonomy places the organism in Eukaryota, Metazoa, Chordata, Actinopteri, Cypriniformes, Cyprinidae. Gene Ontology annotation, cellular component: ciliary base. The record is from RefSeq and is a predicted model, not a curated record. The transcript has 3 exons. Bases 1 to 321 code for a protein of 106 amino acids.